AUUGCGUUAAAAAAUAAUUUGCCUUACAGAACGCCUAUAUAAGCACGUCGCGUUCCCACAGACGAUUCAGUUUGCAACUUGGGCAGUUACUUUGUAGUACGGACCGCAGUGAGUCGGUGGGAUUUUGAUCUGAAGAUGGACUCUUUCGCAGUGACGGCUUUCCUAGCGCUCCUUGUCAUUUCUGGAAGCGAAGGCGCUUAUUUUUCGUGGCAGCAAUGUCCUUCAACGGCUGACGAUGCAGCACUUCAAGUUCGAGAUUUCAACAUCUCCCCCGACCCUGUCACACUGAACGAUAACGCGUACAUGAGCCUCAGUUCCGAGGUCACCAGAAAUGUCACUUAUCCCCUGACAUUGACCCUGACAAUAAAGAAGGUGACGUUCUUCGAUUGGGAGAUGAGGAUUCCGUGUUUUUCUAUGCUCGGUGGGCUACCCGUUGGAAGCUGUCAAUAUGAUGUAUGUUCAUCGUUGGAGUAUCUGGAAUCACGCUAUGGCUGCCCCAGCGAGUUUACGGACAAUGGACUGCCGUGUCACUGCCCGUUCGCCCCGGCUGGAUCCAGCUACCGCACCGCUAGCACAGAGCCAAUUCGUAUAUUCCUUGAUACCACAGGUCUACCCACUAUCAUGACGACUUUUCUAACCGGAAAAUACCGCAUGAUAGCUGACGUUACAGAUGCGAACGACAACAAGGUCCUGUGUGUGGAGUACAGAAUGAACAUGACCAGCUAAGCGUGAGAAGUGAGGCUAGGAUGCAGGAUGCUUGACCACUAAAUGGUCACCAGACUAAGCUGGCUCAAAACCAAGUCUUCGGGUUGCAGACCAGCAAACAAAGUGUCAUCGACCUCGAUGAUAAAUACCCCCACUUCUCAAGAUCAGGAAAAAUACUCACAACUCUCCAAGGUGUUUGAGACACCCAUCAAAUUAAAGCUUAGGCCUAUAUCGUCAUCUUUCAUUUUCUGUUUUCGGGGGGGGGGGGGGUAUCCAAUGACUUUUUGGAGAAACUUCCAUCCAAAGAUGAUCACCCCUAAAAGGUGGUGAAGCCGCCGACACUGCAAAGUGAGGCAAUCCUUCAAUUUCACUUUACAAGUGAUUUUUGCCUUUACAAACUAAAAACAAAACUUGCAUCAAAUCGAAACAAAGUCUGCAGCCGCAUAGUUUUUGGAACCAAAUACAUAUAAUGUCACUUUGUCACAGCUGUAGGCUGUGCACGCCAUACGAAAGAAGAAGUUCACUCCUUACUUAUAUGUUUCUGUACCUAACAGUUCAUGUAACAUAAUUGUGUUUACUAUCAUUUUUGACGUCAAGAUUGAAAAUACAUAUAUGUUUGAUUUAUAAGUAUGCAAAAAUUAAAUGUGUGAAA
This is a messenger RNA of Patiria miniata (bat star), 1357 nucleotides long. RefSeq names its product ganglioside GM2 activator-like. Gene Ontology annotation, molecular function: lipid carrier activity; enzyme activator activity. The transcript is spliced from 4 exons. Gene Ontology annotation, biological process: ganglioside catabolic process; lipid transport. The record is from RefSeq and is a predicted model, not a curated record. The coding region runs from base 136 to 726 and encodes 196 amino acids. Lineage: Eukaryota; Metazoa; Echinodermata; Asteroidea; Valvatida; Asterinidae. Gene Ontology annotation, cellular component: cytoplasmic side of plasma membrane.